CGCAAAUUGUGUGCUCAAGAAGAGGGUUUUUAGAGACAAAAGAUAGAGACUGGUGGGGCCCAUCACCACCGCCCAUGCGCACGCUAUUCCCUUCCCCUCACCGCGCCACCACCAUCAUUCCUCCCUCCCUCCCUCUUUGACCUAACCCUAACCCUCUCUCUCUCUCUCUAAAAUUAGCAACCGAGUAACAUUAAUUGCAAACUCCCUCAAGCAGAAGAAGGCCAAAAAUCAUAAUCAUACGCGUAUGUGAAGAUAUUGUUGAAGGUUGUACACAGUUGUUCCUCAAAUCUCUACUUAAAUUCGUCCAAUUUCCUAAGAAAUAGAGAGUGUGCAGCAAUUAUUCAAAAACCAUGGAUCAGCUCCCGCCGCCGUUCCACGCCCGAGAUCUCCAGCUCCACCACCACCAAUUCCAGCCCCACCUCCUCAAUCCCGAAAACAACAACAACAACAACGAGGAGAAUGAUAAUUCCCCGAGCCUAAAGCGCGACCGCGACGAGAGCUACGGCGCUGGCGUUGACGCGGCCUCGGAGGGCGAGAGGGACGCGGACGCCGCGGGCGGGGAGGUCGCGCGGCGCCCGCGCGGCCGGCCCGCGGGGUCGAAGAACAAGCCGAAGCCGCCCAUCAUCAUCACGCGGGACAGCGCCAACGCGCUGCGGUCCCACGUGAUGGAGAUCGCGAGCGGCUGCGACGUCCAGGAGAGCAUCUCCGCCUUCGCGACUCGGCGGCAGAGGGGCAUCUGCAUCCUCAGCGGCGGCGGCACCGUCACCAACGUCACCCUCCGGCAGCCCGCCGCCCCGACCUCCGUCCUCACCCUCCACGGCCGCUUCGAGAUCCUCUCGCUCUCCGGCUCCUUCCUCCCUCCCCCGGCCCCUCCCGCCGCCUCCGCCCUCGCCAUAUACCUCGCCGGAUCCCAGGGCCAGGUCGUCGGCGGCACCGUCGUCGGCCCCCUCAUCGCCUCCGGCCCCGUCGUCAUCAUGGCCGCCUCCUUCGGCAACGCCGCCUACGAGCGCCUCCCGCUCGAAGACGACGAGGCCCCUCCGCCGCCGCCGAUGAUGCCCGAUCCGAGCGCUGCGGCGGCAGAGAAUUUGUUCCAAGGAAAUCCUCAGAAUCUGCUGAAUCCAGUGCAAAUGCCGCCGGAGGCCUAUUGGGCCACAGGUCGCCCUCCAUUUUGAUAAUCGAUCAUCCUCAUUUAGUAUUUCUUGCAAUUCAUUUUAGUGUUUUCUCCCUUUUUUUCUCUCUUGAAUUCAUGGUUAGUUACAAAGCAUGCAGCUUUAAUUUCAUGAAUUCUUUUGUGCUACAUUUUCAUAUAUCAAAUCUUGUUACAUUACAAAUUUA
Molecule: messenger RNA, 1335 nt
Organism: Salvia splendens (bonfire salvia)
Lineage: Eukaryota; Viridiplantae; Streptophyta; Magnoliopsida; Lamiales; Lamiaceae
Product: AT-hook motif nuclear-localized protein 22
Exons: 1
Coding region: 351-1172 (273 amino acids)
Biological process (GO): vegetative to reproductive phase transition of meristem
Cellular component (GO): nucleus
Molecular function (GO): minor groove of adenine-thymine-rich DNA binding; DNA-binding transcription factor activity
Source: RefSeq, a predicted model, not a curated record